AUGAUAGUUGGAAAAAGAGAUCAUCACCAAAGAUUGGAAAUGGCAAAACCGUUGAGAUCAUUGAUUGAUAAAUUAACUGCAUGUGACAUCAAUGAGUUACCUCAGUAUUUACAGGAAAAUCUCGUAUGGCAAAGACCUAGAGGCGAUUUAUUUCAUUGGAUACCACUUUUGAAUCGAUUUGACGAGAUUUUUGAGCAGAAAAUUGAAAAAUAUGGCUUGGAUAAAGAGUAUGUUAAAUUACUGUUGGUGUCAUCUGAAGAUGAACAUCUUAUUGUUUCUUGUCUUCGCUUCACUUAUAUAUUAUUAGACCAUUGUUUUGAUAAACAGGUUUAUUCAAGUAGUGAAAGAAUCUAUGCAUUGAUCAAUUCGUCAUCUUUGGAAAUUAGAUUAAGGGCAUUGGAAGUGGGAAUUGUCCUUGCUGAAAAAUUUGUUCAAACAACUUCGUCAAGAUUUUCUGCACCUAAACCAGCUAGAAACAAAAUUUUGGAAAUUGCUAAAGCUUUUCCUCCAUUAGUUCCUAUUGAUAGUGCUCUAAAGCAAUUAGCAGAAAAUAAUAAUAAUAAUAAUAAUAACCGCGGUGAUAAUGAUGAAAAACCUAGUAUUAUUGGCGAUCAUUAUAAUUUCGUCUACACUUUGGAUCCAGAGAAAAAAUAUCCAAGCAAAUGGAAAAGCAUAAAUUACCAGUACUAUAAAUCAAUACCCAAUACUGUGACUUUGAAUAAAAAUACAUCGAAACUGAAAGCUAACGAUAAAAAGAAGGAGGAUACAGUGACUGAAGGAUUACACAUAUUUCAUUUACCUGAAGAGUCAGUGAGAAAGUUGACUGUACAACAAUUGUUUGAAAAAGGUAUGGAAGUCUUACCUCCAGAAUCUUGGUUUCGGUUUGGUAUACACGCUCAAGUGACUAAAGCAUUCAACUCUACUAGCACUGACGCAAUGCAAUUGAGAGAAAAAUUAAUUCAAAUUAAAUGUCUAGCAGUCGGGUUCACUUGCUGUAUGUUAUCAUCUCAGGUCACUUCAACAAAAUUAUUUGAAACUGAACCAUAUAUCUUUAGCUUUUUAGUCGAAGCAAUACUGCCAGAAAACUCAUCCUUGGUUUCAAGAAAUGUUUACUUUGCUGCCAUAAGAGCUCUAGAGUGCAUAUCUUUCAAAAAAGUUUGGGGAGCAGAAUUGAUUCGUACAAUGGGAGGUAAUGUUAGUCAUGGGAUCCUAUUUCAAUGUCUAAGACAUAUUUGGAAAAUGGUCAAAGAUCAGAAUGAAGAUUAUUUUGAAGAAGGGUACAUUCAUUUUUUCAACUUGAUAGGAAAUUUGAUUAGCAACAAGAGCUUAGUUCCUAGACUAACUGCCGGGGGUAUUCUUGAUGAUUUGAUGCCCUUUUUGAAUUUACCAACCAAGUAUCGUUGGAGUUGUUCUGCUGCAGUUCAUUUGAUUACCAUGUACCUAGCUUCAGCAAAGGAUUCUCUUGAUGAAUUUGUCGCUAAUGAUGGUUUCAACUUGUUGAUCUGCAACAUUAGACGUGAAGUUGAUUUUGCAUUAGAGAACCCUGAUUUUGGCGGUGGGGCGCCAAAAGAUGCUACUGUCUACUAUUCAAUUACUUUGAGACAAGCAAAUUAUAUUCGCAAUUUGAUGAAACUAGUUGCAGAUCUUAUACAAUCAGAUCUGGGCGAUAGAUUGAGAAAUUUGUUUGACUCGCCAUUACUUGAAAGUUUCAAUAAAAUAUUGACACAUCCCCAUGUCUUUGGUCCAUUGAUUUUGGCCGCCACAAUUGAUUCGGUUUUCUUCAUUAUUCAUAACGAACCAACAGCCUUUUCUAUUCUAAAUGAAGCAAAAGUUAUUGACACCAUAUUGGAUAAUUAUGAACGUUUGUUUUUACCAUCUGGUCCCCUACUCCUGAUAUUGCCCGAAGUAUUAGGGGCUAUUUGUUUGAAUAAUGAAGGAUUGAAUAAAGUAAAAGAGAAAAAACUCAUACAGAUUUUUUUCAAGUCAUUUUACAACUUAGACAAUGCCAAAGAAUUGGUUAGAACAGAGCUGUCAACUAAUAUAGGCUGUUCACUUGAUGAAUUGGGAAGACAUUAUACGUCCCUAAAACCAAUAAUUUUGCAACAACUUCAGAAGCUAAUUGAGAGUAUGAGCGAAUAUGUCAAUCAACGCUUACCAGGUAUUGAAUUUUAUACGUCGGACUCGGGUACAUUGUUUUCAGGUAAGGAGGAUGACUCGCCAGUUAAAGUUGAAAACGGUAAAGAGAUAACUAGCUGGGAGAAUGAGGACUCUGCAUAUUUGCUUGAUAAUGUCUUCAACUUUCUUGGUGGGUUAUUACAAGAUAGUGGUCAAUGGGGCACAGAAGUUAUUCAAAAAAUGAGCUUUAAAUCGUGGAUUAAAUUGUUGACAUUGCGUAAUGCACCAUGGGAUUAUUCAAUGUCAAAUGGUAUUGUUUCAUUCAUGGGAAUCUUGAAGUAUUUCGAUGACGAAAAAAGAGAAUAUGGUUUACCUGUUAUUGUUGAAGAAUUGGACAAGACCCUCAGAUUGGAUUCCGUAUUAUCCUAUAUCAAAUUCAAGGGAGAAGUGUCGUAUUUUGAGACAAUUGAACCUGGAGAAGCCACCAUCCUUAUGCAAAAUUUGAAUAUAAUUAAUGUCUUGUUGUAUGCCUUAACUGAAAUCUACAUAAAUUUGGGGCUGUUAUUCAAUGAAAGAUUAGGUCAAAUAGUUAGUCUUUUUUCGAAUUCAGAAUUGUUAAUCAAUUUGGUCGCAUUAUUGGAGAGGUCUAUAAUUGAAGAAACAAUUAUUGCAUCAAAUACACCAGAUGAAGUGUUGAAGAUGACCCACAAUUUCCCAAACGAUAGCCCACCUUUGCAAAUAAACGUCUGUGACCCUUUGGAAAUAAAACCUGAUACCAAAGGUACAAGUGCUAAGUUCAAGAAUACUUUGCAGUUGAGAACUGGAAGCUAUUACUUUCGUGGCUACAUACCGUUACUUUUAGCUUGUGUGGUGAGAUCUUGUAUACCAAAAAGACAAGAUCAUUCAGAGGGACAAGCCAGACAGGAUGCGGUGGAAAUUCUUUUAUUAUUGGGGAGAGGAUUAACAGAUUCCAUUGGUAGAAAAUUUAACAAUUCCUACUACGAGGAAAGUUUUAUUUUGAAUAUUGCUUAUAUUGCUCUUUACAUGUUGAAUCAGAAAGAACGCAGCAAGGAUCAGGUGUACACUCCCUUUGCUGUUUCCCUUUUGCAAAAUGGGUUUUUCCAAGUUGCUGAAACCACUUGCAUUUCAUUGUGGAACAAAUUAUUGAGCAUAGACCCCGAAUUAGCUUCAGCAACGGCAGACUUGAAAUACAUCAGUACCCAAGAGAGCAGUAUUAUUAAAAAUGCAUUAGGUCAAAUUCUAAUGAUCUUUGCUAAAACUGUGAAUCAGGAUAAUAUCCCCAAUAUGCCAUUUGCCAAGUUUUACUUUUACCAAGGAUAUGAAACUAACAUAGAACUGUCUUUGACUUCGGCAUUGUUGUUGCAAAUCAGAAGCGUGGCUUUAUCAUUAGUUGAGAAUACUGUUGGUUCGAAAUCUCAGUUAACAGGCACAGAUAAGCAUCCAGAAAACAUCCCAAAUCCAUUAAUUGAACAAAUAGCCGUUAUCAUUAAAGAUAUAUUUCUUGGUAAGAAGGAACUAAGUAAUAGUGAAUUCAUUCCAUUUGAUUCAAGAAACAUUAGUCCACCCCUGGAUCAAUUUGCAUAUUUGAUUUCACUUGGCAUGUCGGAAGAUCAAGCAGCACACUUUUUUGAACAUGGAUCAAAUUUGAGUGACAUUGCUUCUGGGAAAUUUCUCAGGUGUAUUGAAAUUGAGCUAAAAGAAGAGCAAUGGCAAUCAAUUGCUGAAUCUAUCAGAAAUGAUAAAAUUGAUUUUUCCAUCGACUUUGAGAAAUUCAAGCCUGCGCAAGAUAUUUUGGAAGAAAGAAAAUCUACUGACUUUGUAAACAUAUGGAUCAACAUUGCGAAAAUGUUUCCCAAAGCUCUUCCGUUGAUUUCAGAAUUUAUGAUAUUGGUUUCUUAUAAAGAGCUUUACGAUCGAGUAUUGUAUUAUAUUCCCAAGAUUAAAUGGCCAGUUGAAGAUAAAGAGUUGUUUGGGAUCAAUUUGUACAUCAUGGCACUCUUACUUCGAACUGGCAGGCCAAAUAUUCAUAGACAUAAUAUAAUGCAGCAUUCUCAAAAUUUGAUUAGUCCUGAUAUUAUUAGUAAUGAAAGGAUGAGUGAAACCUUCUUUCCAAAUUUAUUAUUGGUAUUAGAACGAAUGAUUAUUAUCUUGGAGGAACCUGACAAUGAAACUGCCCCUGACUUGCCUUUUACAGUACAGAAGAAGAUGGAAUUUGAAGCAGCGACGAAGGAAACUAAAGCUAAAACUUUUGAUUUGCUAAUGAAGCUUGAACUUAAAAAUCAUUUGGAGUCUGUGAAUAGUAUUGCACGUAUCCUUGUGUUGUAUGCCAAAGAUAAACGCUAUGCGGAUAGAAUUGCUGGAUCACAAAUUCUUAAAGAUUUACUCAAGUUGGUUGGUUCAAACAUUAAGGAGAAAGCUAUUGCUGAACCAUUGAAAACUAGUGUUGUGUUGAUCUUCCGUUUCUGCUUCGAGACAAGCAAGAUAGCAGAGAACAUCAUGAAUAUUGAAUUGACUACAUUGUUUAAUAACCCUAUCCGUCAAGUUAAAGAUCUUCACACUUGUUUGAGGGAUUGUGCUCCUUCGGUGUUUCGAGACCUUGAUAUGUCUAUUGGAGUUAUUUGCAAUCACAUUUUGCUCGAUGGAUAUACAGCCGACGACUUCACUUAUCUGAGCAGAAUUCCAAUAAGGAAGAGGAAGAAUGAUGAGUUAGUGCAAGAUGUUGAAAUGAGCGAACCUGGUGAGUCGAAACCAUUGGUUUUUACUUCAAUCAUAAACCAGCUUUUAGCUGAAUUGAUGAGUGCUGUCAAAACGGAUUGGUUAUCUGAUCCAUCUACUGUUGAAGAGAAAAAAGAUACGAAGAAAGUAACUACUAAUUUAUUUGCUAAUGAGAAAUUUGCGUAUAUGCAUUUCCUUCUUCAAACAAUAACAGAGUUGGUAGGUUCAUAUAAACAAGCCAAGUUGGAGUUUUUAACAUUUUCAAAAAAGACUCAAGAAGAAGUCAAACCAAGAGCAACGGCAUUAAACUUUUUUAUUCAUCAAUUGAUACCUACUCAUCUGUUGGAAUCAUCGUCAGGGCCAGAAUUUGAAAGGCGUUGUGCUAUUUCGUCUAUUGCAAAAAUGUGUCUUUUCAGUUUGGUUUCUUCGACAACUUCAGGUGACGACGACAGUUCCAAGACGGAUAAAGAAGAUGUUGAUUUGGCAUUAAUUAGAAGAUUUGUUGUCGAUUUGAUAAUGAAGAUCUUAAAGGAUGUUUCUCAAAUGAACACUUCAGGUUUAAUUAAAUAUGGGAAAUUGUUGGAUUUGUUUGAGUUAAGCGGUCUGUUAAUUUCGACUAAAUUCAGAGACACAGUUGGUCCAUUAUUGUAUAAACAGGCAACUCAAUACGACCAAUAUCACCUUACCAAAAUAUAUGUUGAAAAACAGGUACCCAAUUUAUUGACCAAUUUAAUUGCUGAGUUUGAUUUGAAUUUCCCUCAAAUUGAUAAGGUAGUUAAGGCCGCUUUGAAGCCAAUGACAUUCUUGGGGAAAAAUAAGGUUGAAUAUAAGGAACUUUUUGCUGGCGACACGAAUCAAGGUGAUCACAAUGAUGAGGACGAUAAUUUGCCAGAGGACGUUGACUACCAUGAGGAAACUCCCGACUUGUUUAGAAACUCCACUUUGGGGAUGUAUGAUGUUGAGAGUGAGGGUGACGAUGAGUUUUAUGAUGCUGAAGAUCCUGUUGAUGCCAUGAUGACUGGUGAGGAUUUGUCAGAUGCUAGUGAUGAUGAUGACGACGACGACAAUGAUGGUGAUGAUGAUGAAGAUGUUGACGAUAUGUCUUCUGAACUUUCUGCCAUUGAUUCAGACUUGGAUGGAGAUGAUAAUGCUGAUGAUAUAGAAAUGGAGAUAGAAGUUGAUCCGUUUGACGAUGAGAGAAGCUCCGAAGAUAUUGAUGAGGACCCAUCAGAUAUGGACGAUAUUGAAAUUAUUGAUGAUUUGGAUUUGGUAUCGCAGACUGAAGGCGAGGAUGAUGACGAUGGCGAUGAUGACCACAACGAUGAAUCUGACGGUUCAUCUUUGGAUGAUGAUGAAGCGAGUGAAUAUGAUGAAGAUGAAUUGGAUGGUUGGAUCGAGCAAUUAGACGAUGGUGAAGAUUCAAGUGAUGAGGUGCAAAAUCGUAGAAGACCUCGAGAUCCCUUCACUUCGUUGAAUAAUAAUUCAAAUUCUGGUUUGAGGCAGCGAUUAUUUCUUGAUGGAGAGGCUGAUUUUUAUGAUGACAAUGUUAACGAAUCAGAUGGUGAAUUGAGUGAAAUUGACUCAAGACUGGAUUUUGAAGUUAGAAUGGUGACCCCUAGCAGAGGUGGAAGAAGGCGGGUUUUUGAUCAAGCUGAAUUUACUGAGUUGGAAAGAACUUCUCCAGCAUUGAGUGUAUUGCUUGAUGGAUUAUUCCGUGAUCGAAGUUUUGGAUCAAUUGAAAUAUCACGAAAUGAUCAUAUUAACCCUGAUGCAACUACAAUUGGUCGAUUAUUUGAGAAUAUGAUGCAGUUGGGCCGUGUUUCAAAGUAUUCUGAUCAAGAUAAUAAGUUUCACAUCAAGUCGACUGUAGAACGUUGGACAGAUGCUUUGAAAAUGUUUUAUCCCCGAGAUUGUGGUGAACUAGUCUUUUCGGUAACUGGUACAGUUGUUGAAAGAAUCAGAGAAGAGAGUAAAGCUAUUGCUGAUCGUAAAAAAGAGGAGCAGGAGAAGGCACAGAAAGAGCGAGAAGAAAAAAGACGUAAACAGUUAGAAGAAGAAGAAAAGAGACGUCAAGAGGAGGCUCGUCAACGUCAAGAGAGUGCAGCUAAUAUACCUGAAAGAGAACCUGUUAUGGUUAGAAUUGGGGAUAGAGAUGUCGACAUUAGUGGAACUGAAAUCGACCGAGAUUACAUUGAGGCAUUGCCCGAAGAUAUGAGAGAAGAGGUUUUUGCUCUGUACGUGCGAGAAAGAAGGGCAAAUGCCUCAUCCACAGAUGCAGAUGUCCGUGAAAUUGAUCCUGACUUUUUAGAUGCUUUGCCAGACAAUAUACGGGCAGAAAUUCUUCAACAGGAAACCAUGGCAAGACGAUUUGCAAAUUUUGAGUCGUCUUCUGCCCAAGAUGAGUUUGAACUUGAUGAUGCUGGUGAAGAUGACGCGUUCGAAGAUGCAGACAGCAAUGUGAGAGCAUCAGGUUCUAGACAUAGUAGUACUAUUACUGCUGCUGCUGCUGUUACUCGAGCUCAAAAGAAGUCUCCAGGUAAAGUUUACUUCAGUCCGUUGGUUGAUAAACAAGGAAUUGCUGCUUUGAUAAGGCUUUUGUUUUCUCCAUUGACAAUAAGCCAAAGAGAGCAUAUUUAUCAUGCAUUGCAAUACAUGUGUUAUAACAAACAAAGCAGGAUUGAAAUUAUGAGUUUGAUGAUUGCUAUAUUGAAUGAUUGUUUUACGAAUAAGCGCCCUGCUCAGAAAGUCUAUACCCAAGUUUGUAAUAAAGCAGGUGGGAACAAAGACAGCAAGCAGCAGUAUAAGCUACCAGUUGGUGCCACCCAAAUUUCUGUUGGUAUACAAAUUGUUGAAGCUGUUGAUUAUUUGUUAGAGCGCAAUAAUCAUUUGAAAUACUUUUUAUUAACAGAACAUGAAAAUAAUUUUAUUCUCAAAAAAGAUAAAAAGAGUGUUUCUAAAGAAUCAAGAUUCCCAAUUAACUAUAUGUUGAAAAUUCUUGAGAAUAAGUUGGUUACAGACGAUCAAACACUCUUGGACAUAUUGGCGAGAGUAUUUCAGGUUGCCAGUAGAGCGUUGCAUGCAAUAAAGAAUAAUCAGAAUACUGUUGAUAAUGAUAAGGAUAAGGAAGAAGAAAAGGAAAAGGAAAAAGAUAAGCCACAUGUUCCGCCUCCACCUGUCAUUCCAGACUCUAAUUAUCGACUUAUUAUUAAAAUUCUCACUGGUAACGACUGUUCUAACACAACAUUUAGAAGAACAAUAAGUGCAAUGCAGAAUUUCUCUGUAUUACCUAAUGCCCAAAAGCUUUUUUCGCUAGAGUUGUCAGAUAAAGCUAGUGAAUUAGGGCAAACCAUUAUUACUGAUUUGAAUAAUUUGACCAAAGAGUUGAUAGCUGGCGGGGGUUCUGACAGUAAGUCUUUUUCCAAAUUUAGUGCACAUUCGUCAGACCAAGCAAAAUUGUUGCGUAUCCUAACAGCUUUGGACUAUAUGUUUGAAAAUAAAGAGAAGACGAAAGAUCAAGGAAAGGAUGAUGAAAUUGAAGAAUUGACAGGGUUGUAUAAAAAGCUUGCUUUAGGCAGUCUCUGGGAUGCAUUAAGUGAGACCUUGAGAGUUUUGGAGGAGAAACCACAAUUGCAUAAUAUUGCAAAUGCCUUACUUCCCCUUAUUGAAGCUUUAAUGGUGGUUUGUAAACACAGUAAAGUGAGAGAGCUACCAAUCAAAGAUAUUUUGAAAUAUGAGGCCAAAAAGAUUGACUUUACCAAGGAACCAAUUGAGUCUCUAUUUUUUUCAUUCACAGAUGAACACAAGAAAAUUCUUAAUCAAAUGGUGAGAAGUAACCCCAAUUUGAUGAGUGGUCCAUUUGGAAUGCUAGUUAGAAAUCCACGUGUUUUGGAAUUUGAUAAUAAAAAGAAUUAUUUUGAUAGGAAUUUGCACCAAGACAAAAAAGAGAAUCGAAAAAUGUUGGUUAGCGUUCGACGUGAUCAAGUAUUUUUAGAUUCUUAUAGGUCCUUGUUUUUCAAGCCAAAAGAUGAGUUCAGAAAUUCAAAAUUGGAAAUUAAUUUCAAAGGUGAGCAAGGUAUUGAUGCUGGUGGUGUUACUAGAGAAUGGUAUCAGGUUUUAAGUCGACAAAUGUUUAAUCCUGACUAUGCGUUGUUUACUCCAGUUGUGUCUGAUGAAACCACUUUUCAUCCGAACAGGACCUCGUAUAUUAAUCCUGAACAUUUAUCUUUUUUCAAAUUCAUUGGACGUAUUAUCGGUAAGGCUAUUUAUGACAAUUGCUUUUUGGAUUGCCAUUUUUCGCGUGCUGUAUACAAGAGGAUAUUGGGUAAACCUCAAUCUUUGAAGGAUAUGGAGACUUUGGAUUUAGAGUAUUUCAAAUCAUUGAUGUGGAUGCUUGAAAAUGAUAUUACUGAUGUUAUCACUGAGGAUUUUUCAGUUGAAACAGAUGACUAUGGUGAACACAAGAUAAUUGACUUGAUUCCUAAUGGUAGAAAUAUUCCUGUUAUUGAAGAGAAUAAACACGAGUACGUUAAGAAAGUUGUCGAAUAUAGAUUGCAAACAUCUGUUGAGGAACAGAUGGAGAAUUUUUUAAUUGGGUUCCAUGAAAUUAUCCCCAAGGACUUGGUUGCCAUUUUCGAUGAAAAGGAAUUAGAGCUAUUGAUUUCUGGGUUACCUGACAUUGACGUAUCGGAUUGGCAGAAUCACACUACCUACAAUAAUUACUCUCCUCUGUCGCUUCAAAUACAAUGGUUCUGGAGAGCUGUUAAGUCCUUUGACAAUGAAGAAAGAGCUAGGUUGUUACAAUUUGCCACGGGAACUUCAAAGGUACCGUUGAAUGGAUUUAAGGAAUUAAGUGGUGCCAGUGGGACUUGUAAAUUCAGUAUUCAUCGAGACUAUGGUUCUACUGAUAGAUUGCCUUCAUCACAUACGUGUUUCAAUCAAAUCGAUCUACCUGCUUAUGAUAGUUAUGAAACUUUAAGAGGGUCUUUGUUAAUGGCCAUUACGGAGGGGCAUGAAGGUUUCGGACUAGCAUAG
This is a messenger RNA of Candida dubliniensis CD36, 9882 nucleotides long. RefSeq names its product E3 ubiquitin-protein ligase (gene TOM1). Gene Ontology annotation, biological process: protein polyubiquitination; positive regulation of protein catabolic process; proteasome-mediated ubiquitin-dependent protein catabolic process. The coding region runs from base 1 to 9882 and encodes 3293 amino acids. The record is from RefSeq and is a predicted model, not a curated record. The transcript has a single exon. NCBI's taxonomy places the organism in Eukaryota, Fungi, Ascomycota, Pichiomycetes, Serinales, Debaryomycetaceae. Gene Ontology annotation, molecular function: ubiquitin-protein transferase activity.